Prosopis cineraria is the source of this 1197-nucleotide messenger RNA. RefSeq names its product UDP-URONIC ACID TRANSPORTER 1-like. Gene Ontology annotation, molecular function: antiporter activity. The coding region runs from base 68 to 991 and encodes 307 amino acids. The record is from RefSeq and is a predicted model, not a curated record. Lineage: Eukaryota; Viridiplantae; Streptophyta; Magnoliopsida; Fabales; Fabaceae. The transcript is spliced from 4 exons. Gene Ontology annotation, cellular component: Golgi apparatus.
GAAGUUUGAAUGACAGCGUCCUGUGCGAAUCCAGGCAGCCACCGCAGGCACAGCCAGGAUCGGGAAAAUGUCGUUCAAGAAGGAAGCCUUCUUCAUUUGUUCUCUCGUGAUUCUCUGGUACUCCUCCAACAUUGGAGUCAUCCUCCUCAACAAGUACUUGCUCUCCAAUUAUGGCUUCAAAUUCCCCAUCUUCCUCACAAUGUGCCACAUGACUGCCUGUGCCGCUCUUAGCUAUAUUUCCAUUGUUUUCCUCAAGGUUGUGCCUCAUCAGACCAUCAAAUCCAGGUCCCAGUUCAUCAAGAUUGCGACUUUGAGCGUCGUGUUUUGUGCAUCGGUGGUCGGCGGCAACAUCUCUCUCCGGUACCUCGCGGUUUCGUUCAAUCAAGCGGUGGGUGCCACCACUCCUUUCUUCACCGCGCUGUUCGCCUAUUUGGCCACCCUUAAGCGCGAGGCUUGGGUCACUUAUGCCGCUCUUGUGCCCGUUGUUGCUGGGGUUGUCAUUGCAAGUGGGGGCGAACCAGGCUUUCAUCUUUUUGGAUUCAUUAUGUGCAUAAGUGCUACUGCUGCAAGAGCCUUCAAGUCUGUUCUUCAGGGCAUCUUACUCUCUUCUGAAGGGGAGAAAUUGAACUCGAUGAAUUUGCUCUUGUUUAUGUCUCCAAUUGCUGUCGUAGUUUUGGUUCCGGCAGUGCUUAUUAUGGAGCCUGAUGUCAUAGAUGUCACAACAGCUCUUGGAAGGGAAAACAAGUCUAUGUGGAUUCUUCUUUUACUUAACUCAGUGACAGCUUACGUGGCGAACUUAUCAAACUUCUUGGUGACCAAACACACAAGUGCUCUUACCCUUCAGGUUUUGGGGAAUGCAAAGGGUGCUGUGGCUGUGGUGAUCUCGAUCCUUAUAUUUAGAAACCCCGUGACUGUUGUGGGCAUGGCGGGCUACACAAUUACUGUAUUGGGGGUAGCUGCAUAUGGAGAAACAAAGAGAAGGUUUAGAUGAACAGUAUCUUUCAGUCUAAACAUUCUCUUGUUUGGUUUUGUAAUUUGAUUUGCCAUGGUUUUUCCCAUAUGAACAUGAUUUUUUGUAACUUGACCAAUGGCCAGGUUGGGGCGGGCAAAAUAUUUUUUGUCAUGCUUGUUGUAUUAUGCGGAAACAUUUUUGUAUCACAGUCAGAUUUUAUCAAGCAGAUUCUGCUAUUUCUCGUU